This is a messenger RNA of Didymella exigua CBS 183.55, 2188 nucleotides long. RefSeq names its product NADPH oxidase 4. Gene Ontology annotation, molecular function: calcium ion binding; superoxide-generating NAD(P)H oxidase activity. The transcript is spliced from 2 exons. Gene Ontology annotation, biological process: superoxide anion generation; defense response. The record is from RefSeq and is a predicted model, not a curated record. Gene Ontology annotation, cellular component: NADPH oxidase complex; plasma membrane. Bases 116 to 2116 code for a protein of 666 amino acids. Lineage: Eukaryota; Fungi; Ascomycota; Dothideomycetes; Pleosporales; Didymellaceae.
AUGCCCACAGCGCGUUAUCACGCCAGUGAAUGAGCCAUGGAGGUGUUAUAAGAAAUACCUGAGCCACAUGUAGCAUCCACAUUGACCUGACCCAUAUUGCUCCACACUGCCUUCAAUGGCUGAUCAACAGACUCUGACCGAUGCGGAGAUCAAGAAAUUCAUUGAAGAUUUGGACCACGAUAACAACGGCAAGAUCGACUACUGGGAAAUUGAGCGCAAGCUCGACGAAGUCCACAAGGAGAUUGCACCCAAGGCACAACCACACCACCUUCACCACGAGUCACGAGAACAAGCCCAACACGAAUUCCUGCGGAGUGUUAUCGGGACGAGCGAAGACCGUAUUGAUGAUGCGAAGUUUGCAGAGAGUGUGAAGAAGUGGGACAUCCCAUCAUUGGAGCAAGAUCGGAAAGAGGCAAAGAAAGAAGAUGACUACUGGAAACAGAUGCCAGUUUGGAGGCGGGCGCGCGCCUACUGGGCUGUCAAAGGGCCCGAGAUCGCGUUCUUGACACUGGUCGCAGCCUUCAUGGUCGCUUUCGGUGUUUGGCAGCUCGUCAAGUACCUCACCUAUGAUGAAUACACUCCAGCAUUCGGUUGGGGUGUUGUGGUGUCCAAGACAUCUGCGGGUGUGCUCUACCCGACUUUCUUCUUUCUCAUCCUGUCCAUGUCACGAUGGCUGGCGACCUUUCUUCGACGCUUCUACUUCAUCUCACGCUUCAUCAACUGGGAUCUAUCCCAAUCUUUUCAUAUCAAGAUGUCAAUUGUGGCGAUUUCCUUUGCGACACUGCACGCCAUCGGGCAUCUGUCUGGAUCUUUCGUCUUCGGCAGCAUGGCGCAUCGUCAAGACGCUGUUGCUGUCGUACUCGGUGCUGAUGCCGUUCCAAGAUCAUACAUCGACUAUAUACGGACCGUGCCUGGCUGGACCGGCCUGACAGCAAUCUGUUGCUUUUAUCUGCUCACAGCUAUGAGCAUGCCGCAAGUCCGGAAGUGGAGCUAUGAAGUCUUCCAACUGGGCCAUCUCCUGAUGUUCCCCAUCAUUGGGCUUAUGAUCGCUCACGGUACGGCUGGCCUCUUGCAGUGGCCCAUGUUUGGCUACUGGCUUGCAGUGCCUACACUGUUCGUUAUUUUCGAGCGGACCUGGCGCGUCGUCCUGGGAUUUCGUCCCAUCGACGGCGAAAUCGAGCUGCUGGACGAGGAAACCACUAUGAUUACUGUCAACGUCCCUCAUAAGCGUCCAUGGGACUAUAAAGCUGGUCAGUACGUUUUCGUUCAAGUCCCCCAGCUGUCACGCUGGCAAUGGCAUCCUUUCACUGUCUCAACCUGCGUCAACAACAGGAUGCAAGUGCACAUCAAAGCGGACGGUGACUGGACGAACGAACUACGAGACAUAGCCAAGAAGGCUGGGAAGAAGCAGACAAUCAAGGUUGGUCUUGACGGGCCCUAUGGCGCACCUGCCCAGCGCUUCUACGAUUAUGAUUAUAGCAUGGUCUUUGGAGCUGGUAUCGGCGUCACGCCUUUCUCAGGUGUCCUGACUGAUCUGCAACAUCACGAGCUCGAGCGGACUAUGUCAGGCGAGAACUCUACAGAAUCUGGCUAUGAAAGUGGCAGGGGCCCUUCACCAUACGAGGACCAUCGGCGCGUGGAUUUCCACUGGAUGGUCCGCGACAGAAACAAUUUGCUGUGGUUCUCUGACCUCUUGAACGAGGUGUCUCGCGCCAACAAGCUUGACCGCUCGCAUCUCGAUAUCCGUAUCCGCACAUACGUCACCCAGAAGCGAAAGCAGAUCUCAGAGCAUGUCUUCCGCUGGCUGCUCGAGAAGCACAGGACUGACGAGCACCCGAGAUCGCCCAUCACCGGUCUUUGCAACCCGACACACUUUGGUCGACCUGACAUUCCUCUGAUCAUGGAAGAGCACUAUACAGACAUGUGCAAGAUACUGGGCGAGCGGUCGAAAGAGAAAAAUUCGAAGAAAAAGCACGAGAUCAACGUUGGUGUUUUCUUCUGUGGACCUCCGGUAAUCGGUCAGCAGAUUGCCGAUCAAUGCUCGCAGAUGAAUGCGAAGGCGCGCAAUGAAGAUAGGAAGAUCGAGUACCGCUUCAUGAUUGAAGUGUUUGGAUAGAUUAUAAUUCUCGUUAUACCCAUGUACCGCAUAGCACGAAUGUAAUAUGACAGCAUAAGCCUUUGAUCCCAC